Pneumocystis jirovecii RU7 is the source of this 474-nucleotide messenger RNA. Its product is annotated as SUMO-conjugating enzyme ubc9. Bases 1 to 474 code for a protein of 157 amino acids. Gene Ontology annotation, molecular function: SUMO conjugating enzyme activity. The record is from RefSeq and is a predicted model, not a curated record. The transcript has 7 exons. Gene Ontology annotation, cellular component: nucleus. Lineage: Eukaryota; Fungi; Ascomycota; Pneumocystomycetes; Pneumocystales; Pneumocystaceae. Gene Ontology annotation, biological process: protein sumoylation.
AUGUCUGGUUUAUGCAGAAGUAGACUUCAGGAGGAACGUAGACAAUGGAGAAAAGAUCAUCCAUUUGGUUUUUAUGCAAAACCAAACAAAUUACCUGAUGGCACUAUGGAUUUAAUGAACUGGAGUGUUGGGAUUCCAGGACGUCCAAAAACAAACUGGGAGGGUGGAAUGUUUAAAUUAGCUAUGUUUUUUCCUGAAGAAUAUCCUACAAAGCCACCUAAAUGCAAGUUUGUUCCUCCACUUUUUCAUCCAAAUGUUUAUCCAUCGGGAACUGUUUGUUUGAGCAUCCUUAAUGAAGAAGAAUCGUGGAAACCUGCAAUAACAAUAAAACAGAUACUUUUGGGUAUACAAGAUCUUUUAAAUGACCCAAAUCCGAAUAGUCCUGCACAAAGUGAAGCAUAUACAUUGUUUAAGAAAGAUCGAGCUGCUUAUGAAAAACGAAUUCGACAGCAAGCUCGGGAAAUGGCUCCAUAA